Messenger RNA from Fusarium vanettenii 77-13-4, 2718 nucleotides. RefSeq lists its product as uncharacterized. The transcript has 9 exons. Gene Ontology annotation, molecular function: oxidoreductase activity, acting on the CH-OH group of donors, NAD or NADP as acceptor; NAD+ binding. The annotation marks the transcript as partial. Gene Ontology annotation, biological process: fatty acid metabolic process. NCBI's taxonomy places the organism in Eukaryota, Fungi, Ascomycota, Sordariomycetes, Hypocreales, Nectriaceae. The record is from RefSeq and is a predicted model, not a curated record.
UGCGAGACAAUCUUGUCACACGCCGCACCCAGUUCUCCAGCUGCGACGAGUGUCGCAGAUCCCGCGUCGCCUGUGACGCUCAGAGCCGCAACGCCGCUGGGGAAGCGGCCGGUUCCUGCACACGUUGCCAGAACCGCCAUCGCUCAUACAAGCGCGUCUGGUGGAGUGAAGCGUAGGGGACGGGGUCAGACAGCGUCUCAUCCUCCCAGUGACACGUCGUCGACGCAAGGGAGCAAGGAAGCAGAUGCUUCGACGGGGAAUGAGGGGCCCGUCCUCUGUUCAGAGCGAAGUGCUCACCGGGACAGUCUGACGACCUCGGUGUUGUCCUCUGGGCCAACUCCGUUCGUGGCGCCUUCACCGACAUACUCCAUCAUCACCUCGCGAGACAGAGGUCUGCUUAGCGAAGCAGAAUCGCAAUGGCUAGACACUCUGUAUCGUGAAGGCUUUGAGGCUGUCUUUGGCUCAUGGAUGGGCCGAUACAGCUGUCCCUUCUUAUUCGGCCACAACCUCGCAGACAAAUAUGUCAGCGUCUCCGACCUUUGCGAUCAUCUUGAUGGGUGCAUGGCAGAUGCCGCCGCCAACGACGGCACAGGGCCCGGAAGAGGUAGCGAGAGGUAUUGCUUGAUUGAGCAAUCCCUAAAGAGCACCAUCGCUGCUUUCGCUGCUCGAUGGCUUCCCAUGACCUCCCCGAAAACACACCCCGAACACGAUUAUUCCGACAUCAUUCAAGUUCUCUGGCGACAUGCCAGGAGGGAUAUGCUCCGGAUAAUCAACAGGCCUUCCUACCGAUCCAUGCUAUCGCUGCUUCUCUUUGCGUUGACGCCGAUACCAGAAGGUAUAUCCGAGGACGAAGAGGCUGAUGGUAUCUCGGGGCAGGCCUGCGUCCAUGCAGCAUUGCAGCAGGUCCAGGGCCUACGAGCUAGGCAACGAAAUCUUCAAUUCAGCGGCUCCAAGGUCUCCCCGUCGCUCAAGUCCCAGGCCAUCGUCACAACCCCACAGUCGAUAGAAACAUCGGCCUUCAUCAACGCCGAGAGCACAGCUUACUGGGCAGCUCUGACGUUCGAUACCUCGGCAUCCUUGACACUGAACUGUCGGCCAUUGCUUUCUUCUGGUUUAUUUGGCUUCGAGUCCGAGCUGCCGUGGCGUCUAGUCAGGGCUUGUGCCAAGAUGUUUGACGAGAGUGCACAGCAUUGGAGUCGGGGGAGCUCUAACAUGACUGACGAAAGGGCAAACCAGAUCGUCGCGGCUGGCGCGGGAUGGAAGUUACUAGGGUGGAAGUUGACUGCCAUCUUCAAGGAAGCGCUCCGCGAUGGCCACGAUGAACCAGAAGUGCGUAGAGCGUACUCGGCUGUGGUGGACUCUAUCAAGGAGUUUCAAAAGAUAUACCGUCCGCUUCUGGAUGAGUGUCACAAGCGGAUGCAGUUCCUUUGUCAGCAAACAAAACUUCGUUGGUUUUCCCUCAUGCUUCACUAUCACCUCAGCAUCUUGAUGGCCGUUGAUGUCAUGGAAGUCACCGGCCGUCACGAUCUACUAGCCGAUAUUGCGGACAUAAGCACCGAUGCCGAGAACACGGUGAUGAAUACCCUAGCCUUUGGUCUGCACAAUACCUUUACACAUCGGCGACCCUGCCCGAACGGCCUUGACCCUCUCCAGGAGAGCACCCGCGGAAACGAAAAUACCAUCACGGUCCCAAUCGUCUCCAUCGACCCGUAUCCUCACCACGCCGUUGCUGGAGUGCAGCUGCUGCGAAAGGCCAUCGAUCGCGACUUUGGAAUUGGGAAAAUUACUGAGGAAACGUAUCAGAGUUUGUUAUCAACUCUUGAAGACACGUUGAAACAACUUCCGCAGAGCUCCAAGUCUCUCCUCCCUUCCUUCGUCAACAUGGUCCUCUCCAUCGCUCUCAAAACUUCAGUCACCCUGAUCGGGGCUGGCACGCAAGGAAGACGUCUUGCCUUCAUGUGGUCAAGUAGAGGGAAUGAUGUCCAUAUUGUCGACGGUCAAGAAAGUCAGCUUCAAGCCAGCCUCAAAGCCAUUGAGGGCUUUCGAUUAGAGGAUACCACGAAGGAUGCUCGCUGGGGGAGAAUCAUCACACAUACACCCGAGACACUGCGGGAAGCCCUCCAGGCUUCAUGGCUCGUAGUAGAACGCAAGGUCAUCUCACAAUUAGACUCUCUCGCACCAGAGGGGACAAUCAUCGCCUCCAACUCCAGCAGCUACGCUUGUUCGGAGAUACUAGAGGGUCUAACACUGAGGAACGAGCACCGCUUUCUGAGUGCUCACUCCUACUGGCCUCCUGAAACAGCCGAGAUUGAGAUCAUGGGCCAUGAAACGACGAACCCUUCGUACAUCCCGUUGAUGAUGGAGCAGUGCAAGGCACAUGGCUUCUCGCCUUUUCACGUCAAAAGCCAAUCCAUGGGCUACAUCUACAAUCGAAUAUGGGCAGCCAUCAAGCGAGAAGCUCUCCUCGCAGCAUCUGAAGGCGCUGCAACUCCGGCGGAAAUUGAUGCCAUGUUCAAGGGCGUGCUCAAGACGCCCAAGGGUCCUUUUGAGCAGAUGGAUGUUGUUGGUCUAGAUGUUGUUCACGACAUCGAGCAGCACUAUGCCGAUGCACGCGGAGACAUUCCGAGCGAGCCCCGAGAGUAUUUGCAAAAGUUCCUUCGGAGGGGUGACCUGGGUGUGAAAAGCCGGCGUGGUUUCUAUGACUAUGGAGGGCCUUAG